AUGUCUGAUAACGACAGCAACAGUGGUCAGGGUGGCACCAGCUUGCCCGCCGCCUCCAAUGCAGCCCCUACUAAGAUGCAGCUGAGUGACCGCGAGCAGGAGAUUCUCUCGAAAGCCUGGAGCUGCAUGAAAGUCCAGCCGGAGAUCGACCACGUCCGCCUCGCUGCUGCCACCGGUAUGACCAACCCACGUUCCGCCGCCAAUGCCUGGGGCGCCCUCAAGAAGAAACUGUUCGUCGGAACCGCCGCUGCAACUCCUAUCAAGGCUCGUGCGGCUGCCGCUGCCAACAACGAGGGCGGCGAUUCAGAGAAGAAGCGCAAGCGUGCCACUCCCAAAAAGAAGGUUAUGGCUGAGGGCGACGAAGAUGAUGGCGAUGCUGCCCCCAUCGAGACCCCGAUCAAGAAGAAGCGCGCUCCUGCCAAUAAAAAGGCUUCUGUUAAACCUGCUGCCAACGAGGCUCCUGUCUCUGCCAACGCUGCCGUUACCGAUUCAGAGGCUACUCUUGCAGACAUGGAUGAGGGUGAGGCCAAGGUUGAGCAUCAGAGUGGGGAUGAGCUCUAG
This is a messenger RNA of Verticillium nonalfalfae, 561 nucleotides long. RefSeq lists its product as uncharacterized. The record is from RefSeq and is a predicted model, not a curated record. NCBI's taxonomy places the organism in Eukaryota, Fungi, Ascomycota, Sordariomycetes, Glomerellales, Plectosphaerellaceae. The coding region runs from base 1 to 561 and encodes 186 amino acids. The transcript is spliced from 2 exons.